Bipolaris maydis ATCC 48331 is the source of this 250-nucleotide messenger RNA. Lineage: Eukaryota; Fungi; Ascomycota; Dothideomycetes; Pleosporales; Pleosporaceae. The record is from RefSeq and is a predicted model, not a curated record.
UGGUAUUCGCCAAACGCCCUGCUAAAACAACGUAGUCCCAUAUCCGAAAGCAAUGUACGCCGACAUUAUGAUGAAGUGCCCCCCUGAACUCCUUGCUAAACCAUCAAGUAUUACUGUAUGCACAUCUGGCCGAUAUGGCCUGGCUGGCAGGCCAGUGCAGAAGAAAGGGAACUGUUACGAAAAGGAACCGUUUGGAUCGUUCGAUUGGGGCGGCGUGAAACGAGUGAAGCCACCGAGGCCAGAUUGGAGA